This is a messenger RNA of Necator americanus (New World hookworm), 702 nucleotides long. RefSeq lists its product as uncharacterized. The transcript is spliced from 7 exons. The record is from RefSeq and is a predicted model, not a curated record. Bases 1 to 702 code for a protein of 233 amino acids. NCBI's taxonomy places the organism in Eukaryota, Metazoa, Nematoda, Chromadorea, Rhabditida, Ancylostomatidae.
AUGAAACUGGUCUGGAUUCUCACCUCCUAUCUAGAUGUAUGGAACACACAGAGGCCACUGUUUGAUGGGAACGCCUACGACAAAGAUUCAUUUGAGCAGUACCACAUAUUACGAAGGUUCAGCCCCCACUAUGGUUCACAACAUUCGCUUCCAGAAACACUCCUGAAAGAAAUUUCGCGAAGAUUUGAUCAUUUUUUUCUCGUCUAUACAAUUCAUGCCCUGAGUGAACAUGCCACUGUCCAUAGCUGUCCUGACGGGAUGGUGAAAUUCUGCUUCAGAGAGGACUUUUCGAGGAACGCUUUUAGGACGGAUGUUCAGGCGCAGAACAAAAUCCUUUCUGUUGAACCUCCAUUGUCUACUGUGUCUGCGUCACUGUUGCCGGAGUCUGUUGAUAGCGCGGAUUUCAAUAUUCCGAACUUUGCGAAUGCUGCUCAGGCCAAGGCAACUCCACCCGGAACCGCUUCAACCGACACAAUUUUGGACGCGGAACUUAGAAUUGCUAAUUCAAGAAAUGGCGUCGAUACAAAUGACGUAGCAAAGAAAGACUGUGCAGAUGAGAAAUGGGAGAUGGAGUUAUUCGAACGGGUAAAACAUGAUCCGUCUGUACCAGCGUAUUUUAAAACAACAUUUGGCAUACUUGCCGCUAAUAAUCGGGAUCUUCGAGAGGAGAGAUCGUUUCUUCAGUCUCGGUUAAACCUCUGA